Molecule: messenger RNA, 5146 nt
Organism: Pseudoliparis swirei
Lineage: Eukaryota; Metazoa; Chordata; Actinopteri; Perciformes; Liparidae
Gene: pias4a
Product: protein inhibitor of activated STAT, 4a
Exons: 10
Coding region: 4-1485 (493 amino acids)
Biological process (GO): protein sumoylation; regulation of transcription by RNA polymerase II
Molecular function (GO): transcription coregulator activity; SUMO ligase activity; zinc ion binding
Source: RefSeq, a predicted model, not a curated record
AACAUGGUCAAAAGUUUCCGGGUCUCAGACCUGCAGACGCUGCUGGCCUCAAUGGGCCGCAGCAAAAGUGGGCUGAAACAGGACCUUGUGGGGCGUGCGCUGAGGCUAGUGCAGACCGAAUACAGCCCGGAGCUCCUGAAGAACGUCAGGCAGCUCUACGAGUCGCGCUUCCCCAAAACAUCUGGCUGGCUUGCGGCACGACGUCCAGAUGGCGUUCCGGUGGCCUACUCGAGCCUCAGCUCCUCCCCCACUGCCACCUCUCAGGGUGCAGACUACCUCAACGGCAUUUCCAAACCGGCUGCCACAACUGCAGCCGAGGUUAAGCUGGUGCCACUGCCCUUUUACCAAACUUUGGAGACACUGUUGUUACCAACAGAGCUAAUUGCCCAGAACAAUGAGAAGCUGCAGGACAGUCAAUGCAUAUUUGAAUUAACACCGAGUCAAGCAGACCAGAUCAGAAAUGCAAGUGAGCUUCGUCCAGGAAUGAGAUCAAUCCAAGUGGUUCUGAGAAUCUGUUACACAGACUCCAUUGGUGUCCAGGAAGACCAGUAUCCUCCCAACAUUGCAGUCAAAGUUAACCAGUCAUACUGUCACGUCCCGGGCUAUUACCCUUCUAAUAAGCCCGGUGUGGAGCCCCGCCGUCCCUGUCGUCCUGUAAACAUUACUCCCUGGUUGCAUCUCUCCAGUGCCACCAACAGAGUCACUGUCACCUGGGGAAACUUUGGCAAGCGGUACUCUGUGGCGGUGUAUCUCGUGAGGGUGUUCACUGCAGCAGACCUCUUCAGCCAACUCAAACUCUGCUCGGUGGAGAGUGCAGAACGCUGUCGCGAACGCAUCCAAGACAAACUACGUUUUGAUCCAGAGAGUGAAAUUGCGACAACGGGCCUCCGGGUGUCUCUCAUCUGUCCCCUGGUGAAGAUGCGGCUCGGUGUGCCAUGUCGAGUUUUAACUUGCGCCCAUCUCCAGUGUUUCGACGCAGUCUUCUUCCUGCAGAUGAAUGAGAAGAAGCCCACAUGGACUUGCCCCGUCUGUGACAAGCCCGCCCCCUUUGAGCUGCUAACUAUUGAUGGGCUGCUAUCCGAGAUUCUUAAGGAGACGAGUGAGGACAUUGAGGAGAUCGAGUACUUAACCGACGGAUCCUGGCGACCCAUCAGAGAUGACAAGGAGCGGGACAGAGAAAGAGAACGCAGCAACACACCAGAGUAUCCUGCCGUUGAUAUAUGCAUUCCUGAGGCAAACGGUCACUCACCGGCCCACAGCAGCACCAGCCUGACGGGCAAAUCCGGAAGCGGUUCUGUGGGGAUGGCGGGAGGACCGGCGGCACCGGGAGGAGGCGCGGUGGUAGAUCUGACUCUUGACUCCUCCUCUGAGGAGGAAGGGGGCGGGGAAGGAGGCGACAGCGAGGACACUGAGGACAGCGCCGACAGUCCGGCCCCGAAGCGGGGCCGAUACAACUACGACAAGGACCUGGUCACUGCCUACUGACCCCACGGCUCUGGCCCCUCGUAGACUGACACACACAGAGACCGAGAGGCAGGGGGCUGAAAGGACAGGAACACGGGAAUCAAUGCAACGACCCUCCCGAAUGCCCAAACGUCGGAGCCUUUUAGCAGCUCUCUGGUUUGUAUCCAGUCAACAUAAACACUCAACAAGCACUGUUAAAUCUUCAAUCUAGAGGGAUUAGGAUUCCUCUCUGUACUCAACACCACUGGAAGCAACUCUAACUCCUAUUGGCCAACAGUCUCCUUGCAGUGAAUAUCCGUACCGUCCGGCCUCUACUUAAAGAGACUGAAUGGACCGUGCACCACCCACCCCUUCCUUCCUCAUCUCUCUCUCUCCAGACUAUUCCCUCUCUCCCACCUCAUCUCUCUUUGUAUUUGACUUGGAAUUACAGGCUCUUUUAGCCAAUGGGCGUUUCGAUGUGUGCGUCUUUUGAUGUUUGUCACAUUUGUGAUGAACCGGCAAGUUGAAAAAUGGAGGCUCCUCUGCGGUUUUUGGUAAAAGGUCAAAAACGACGACAAGGAAAAGGAGCAUGGUAAAUUUGUGGGAGGACAAGGCAGAGAUAUCUGGAGUGUGAUGCAAUUUAAAACCUCUCCCAUUGUGUUUUUUCCCCUUUUUUUUCAGAGAAUGAAUUCAAAGCUUGAAAGGGUUUUUUCAGGAAUUUCUCCUUUUUUUUAAAUUAUGAAAGGGCGGAUCACAAUACUGGCCUCAUUGUGUGAAGCUUUCCAUUUUUAUUUUGUCAUUAGCUAAAGAGAACCUACCUCAGUCAUAAAAUCUUAGCAGACUGACCAGAGAGUAGCUUAGAAAGAAUUUUACACUGGAUAUUUUGUUUUCCUACAUUUAUCUUUUGAUUAAUUUUUUAUUUUUUAUUCCAUCGUCCCAUACAGCCCUGUUCCCUCUGCAGCGACCGGAUCUUUGUUAAAGGGUGAGAGUUUGUGGAUAAUCAAGCUGGGUGCCAGUGACAGAAAAGGUUGUGUGCGGAGUCUGUAAAUCAUAAUUUCAGUUAAAGGAUUUGCGAGGAGUGAUGUAUCGGCAUUGCAUAUUGACGAAAUUAAGUUACUGUGCGGCGUCUGUGCCAAAGCAGAUCUGUUUUGAGAAUUUACAGACGGGAACAUGAGAUUUUGGUGCCUUUUUUUUUUUUGGUUGAGUUGUGAAGAUUGGAGCCCGUAGUUCUAGGGCAGAAGGGGACGUUUAUUUAAUGGUUUUCUUUGAUGUUUUUCAAGUUGGAGAAAUGGACAGGGGCAGAAUACAAUCUGUGGUAAAACGACCGUUAUGGAGCAGGAAUCAGAAGUGCCGUCGUCCUUUUGUUACCCCCCCACAUUUUGAUGUCCUCCUCUGGAAGUAUCAUAUUUAUUUAAUAGCUUCACAUUCUCUUCACCGUCGUGUGUCAUCAAUUGACUUUUGCAUUUGGCUGUGCCGUGCAGACGGGAGCUGUCGCUUCCAGAGAGAGGGACACCCUCUGCUGCUGUGGUUGGAGUGUUUUAGUGAAAGUCGGUCCGGGCCCACGGCUGUGCAGGUUGAUGAACGCUCCCCCCUUUUCUUUUUUUCUCUGCGUCAAAGCGCCGGUCGGAGUUCUUUGUGACGAUGGGUUCAACAAGCCAGACACAAAGAAACCUAAUCAAGUGUCAAUAAGUGCGGCCCGACCACGCUUAAAGUAAUUGAUUGGAUUACAAACGGUCUUGUCUGGAACAAGUGGCGCUGCUUCAACCAAUAAUCCCCUCGGCCGCCUUCCCAUGUAGAUAAGGUCACAUCUAUUUGCUGGAAAAGAAUGCCUUUAAUUGCUCCAUGCUGUAGGCUUCCGACUAAUAUUCCUCUGCACUAGUAUCGUCGGCAUGUGAUGGCUGCUCCACAAAGAAGGAUACCCGGGCUGCAUGUGGAGGCUUCAGGUUUUUGUCUGCAGGAAGGCCAUCAGUGUUUGCUUGAAGAUGAGAAAAGAUGUUGCUGUGGUGCAAAGAGCCAUUUGCACUUUCAUCGAUAACGUCAUCCCAACUUUCAGGCUUAUUUAUUUUCAAAGCCCUCAUUGUCGUGCGUAUUAAUCCAGGACCCCGUUGUGAUCAGUUCCCCUCAACCGCCUCCUGGGGUCAAGAGCAGAAGUGACUCUGAUGAACUCCUCAUUGUACGCCCCCCCCCCCCCUUAUCUCCAUCAUCCCCUUUUCUUGCGGUUUGAUCAGCACAGAAUCUGGUUUUCUUUCGCCUCGCUCAAAAGCGCAGAGAAGUGACAUUUACACAUCGAUCCGGGCCUCGCCGCUGCAGGUGCGUCCUCCGACGAGGAGGAUGAUUGGAAAAGUAGGGAGAGUCAAAUCUGGUCUUCCAUUUUUCCUCCUCCUUUUGACACUUUGACAUGGUUUACAGAAUCAAUAUCCCGUUGACUGUUUUUUCUCUCUUUUUUUUGUUGUUGAUAGUCCCCACAAAAUUGAUUGACGGCACGUUGCCCGUAAUACAUCAGUCUGUCCCCGAAAAGGAAAAAUUCUAUAGAAGGCGCUUUGAAGCUAUAUAAUGUAAAGAACUCUAAUACCUUUCUUUAACUAGGUAAUUUGUAUUUGUAAGUAACUGCUAUACAUAUAAAAAUUCCAUUGUUCACUUGUCUCUGUAUAAAAGGUCAUUAUUUGAGUGGAUCCCCCUAACGUUUCUUUGCCUUAUGGUUAAAGAGGAGAGGUGAAGCAGGUUGCUUCUGUGGAACUGAGCCAGAUAUGUUCGUGGGUUGUUUGGGAGCCAGAGAGCUGAGGGUCUGUUCCUUUUGUAGUGGCAUCUCUUCUUAUAAUAAUGCAUAAGGUAGCAUGGUCAGAGGCUUACAAUCCAUGAUGUAAAUGUUUUGUUUGUUGUGUUUUUUUAUAUGUUCAUAUUAAAAGACAAUAAAAUUAAAAUAAUAUUUUAUUAUGCCUUGAAUCGCCUCCAGUUGUUCCGACAGGCAAACAGACAAUAAGAAUGCUGUUGGGAGGGGCAGCAGCACCUGAAGCUGAUGCCACAGGGCACUGGGAGGACUGGUUUUAAGGUGGCGAUUAUGUCCUGUACCAAAUGCUCAGACCUGGGGACACAUUUGAUGCCUGUUGAGGAUAAAACUGUAAAAUGAUCGUAUUCUAACAGCUGUUAUUGACGUGUGGAAUUAAUUAAAAUCAGUUCUUAAAAAAACCAAACAUGUCUGCCAAUGUUUUAUUUUGAAAAUAGUCUUGUCUUCAGCCAGAGAGACACUGUUACACAGAGAUGAAUUCAUUAUUUUCAGCUUUGACGUCUUCGGGUGCUCCAAAAAUUGUUUGGAUCAACCUCCAGGUGAAGCAAGCAAGGCUGAUUUAUAAAUGUUGUCUUUUGUGAAAUGGAGUCCUAAAAGUCUUCUCAGGGUCUUAAUACAAUUUUAGUAGUUUGAUUUGGUUGUCCUUCUGUACACAUUACAUCUUUUGCACCUGUCCAUCCUGGAGAGGGAUCCUCCUCUGUUGCUCUCCUGAAGGUUUCUUCCCUUUUUCUCCCCCUGAAGGGUUAUUUGGGAGUUUUUCCUGAUCCGAUGUGAGGUUUUGGGGCAGGGAUGUCUGUACAGAUUGUAAAGCACUCCGAGACAAAUUUGUAAUUUGUGAAAUUGGGCUAUACAAAUAAACUGAAUUUAAUUGAAUAAUUAAUUGUAUGUCAAGUGGAGUGAAAUAAAAUUGCAAAGUUG